UCAUCAGUUUCUUCCUCACUCACUCUUCCUUCGUAUUGCAUUACAUUUCAUUGCAUCCCUCCAAAACCCUUUUCCUAUCUCAAUAAUCCCUACCCUUUCUCCCUUCCUUCUUUCUUAGUUCCCUCAAUUCCCAUUCAUUCUCAUAAUCGCUUCCCUCUCUCCGCACAAUUUCUUCAAUUUUAGGGUUAGGGAUUUCUUCUUUUACUUUUUUUUUUUUUUUUUUAUCUAUCUCGAGACUCCCUCACCCACUGGGUGCAGACGUGGGGGCACCGUCGCCACUUCUCAUUCAAUGGAGGCCGCUGUCGCCGCCGCUCGCGGUGCCUCUCUCCAGAUGCCGCCUCCGUCCCGGAAAGAAUGGCGCGCUGUUGCAGAGCAUCAUCAUUCUGCGCGAAACCCCGAGGAUGAGGAGUUAGAAAACCUAAAAAUAGGACAAUCAGACGAGAGAACCAUAUAUGAGGUGCAGCAAGGAAGAGAGCCUCUUGAUGUCGAUUUUUGUUCAAUAACAGUGGAUGGAACAUUAGACAAUGAUAUUUUGCAGCAACAGAUGCAUAGUGUUGUUAGACAAAGACAGGAGAUACUGCAAAUGGAGAUUGACCUAAAAGCUCAAAUGAUUGCCAGAACCGAGAUAAUGGAAAUGCAAAACACCUUUGAUGCUCAACUCAAGGAGCAUGCUAACAAUGCCAGCAAGCUUCAGGAGCAACUUUGUGAAAGGGAGCACACAAUUCAUGAACUGGAAAGGAAAAUAGAAGAGAAAGACAGAGAACUGCAUUCUAUUAAAUUAGACAAUGAAGCGGCGUGGGCUAAACAAGACCUUCUACGUGAGCAAAACAAAGAACUAGCAACUUUCAGAAGGGAGCGUGACCAUUCUGAAGCAGAAAGAGCUCAGCAUAUAAAACAAAUACAUGAUCUGCAAGAACAUAUUCAAGAAAAAGAUAGGCAGCUUAUUGACUUGCAGGAACAACAACGGGUUACUCAGGAGACCAUUAUGUUUAAAGAUGAGCAGUUCAGAGAGGCCCAAGCCUGGAUAGCUCGUGUUCGAGAGGUGGACGCUUUCCAAUCAACAGCAAACCAGUCAUUACAGGCUGAAUUGCGAGAGCGCACAGAGCAAUAUAACCAGCUCUGGAUGGGUUUUCAGAGACAGUUUGCAGAGAUGGAGAGACUUCAUUUGCAUGCUAUUCAACAACUGCAGCUUGAGCUGGCUGAUGCGAGAGAGAGGAAUGGAACUUAUAAUGAUGAUUCACGAAUGUCCCAAAUGAAUUCAAAAAAUAAUCUAACUCAGUUUGUACAGGAAAAUGGAAACCAAUUUGACUUAAAUGGAGGCAAUGCAUCAGGUGGAAGUAAUGGUCUCCUUCCAAAUGAUAGCUCGGACAAUGUUCCACCAUUUGCAUCUGCUGGCAAUGCCUCAAUCCAG
Gastrolobium bilobum is the source of this 1411-nucleotide messenger RNA. RefSeq lists its product as uncharacterized. The record is from RefSeq and is a predicted model, not a curated record. The transcript is spliced from 8 exons. The annotation marks the transcript as partial. Lineage: Eukaryota; Viridiplantae; Streptophyta; Magnoliopsida; Fabales; Fabaceae.